AUGACGUCUUUAGAUGUCCUUAUUAAUAGGGCAACUGAUGGUACAUUAACAGACGAUAACUGGCAAUACAUACUCGAUGUCUGCGAUUUCAUAUCAGGAGACCCCGAACAGAACUCUAAAGAAGCCAUGAAAAUUAUCAGGACAAGACUUUCCACGAGGGAUGCGAAUGUCCUUUUCAGAACGCUAUCACUUGUCGUCGCCAUAGCCGAGAACUGUGGUUCCCGCAUGCAACAAGAAAUAGCAUCUACUCAGUUUCUUCAAGAAUAUUUUUUGAAGAAAUUGUCAGAUAAAAAGAUCCAUAAGCAUGUUAAAAUAAGAAUAGCUGAAGUUAUCAUCAAUCUUAACUCCACUUUCAAGAAUGAUCCUUCACUUCGACCAAUUCAAGAAGCACAUCGUACAUUGAUGUCAAAGUUCGGUAAUUUUUGCAAGGCCGCUCCGUCGAAGCCGGCUAAAACGGCGAUAUCGGGCAAAGACAAAGAGCAUGAGGAACAAGAGCUUGAAAGAGCACUUCAACUAUCUGUUCAAGAGUAUGAACGCGAGCAGUCUACAAGAAAUAAGCAAGCGACCACAUAUGUUUCCUCGGACGAUAUGAACGUUAGCUCUAAGAGUUCUAGAGAACGAGACGAGCCCGAAGCUAUGACCAUUGCUAAUGUCAAGAAAGUUUGCGCGCUUUACGACCUUAUAUCUUACGAAGCAGAUGAGCUUUCAUUUAGGAAGGGCGACACAAUUACCGUUAUCGAAUCUGUGUAUCGCGAUUGGUGGCGGGGUAGCCUACCCAAUGGGCAAACUGGUAUAUUUCCAUUGAACUACGUUACUCCAGUAGUAAGCAAAUCUGCUGAAGAAGCAGCAAGGGAAACAUCACUAGAAGAAAGAUUGGUUCGCGUUGAGCAUCUAAAGAUUGACGAACUUAUUGCUCUCCUAUCAUCUGAGCCUUCUCAAGUAAACGAAGAUAGGGUGACGGAAUUAUAUAACGAUGUCCUCCCCACACGGCCCUCGUUAGCAAAGGCGAUAGACAAAUAUGGUGGCCGAAGAGAUGAACUAGGAGCUCUUCAUGAUCGUAUGAAUGAGGCAACAAACUUCUAUAAUGUUUUGAUUGAUAGAGUCGUUAGUUAUAGGGGCGAUAUCAGGCUGAAUGGGAACUUACCGUAUCCCUCUGGAAGCGGAUACCCAGAGCUUUCUACGAAAUCUGAACAUAAGUCGUAUAGUGGCGAUAGUGCUCGUGUUAUUCUUCAUCGCUUGGAUGAUCUACAAGGUUAA
This is a messenger RNA of Candidozyma haemuli, 1257 nucleotides long. It is a transcript of the gene HSE1, whose product is annotated as ESCRT-0 subunit protein. The coding region runs from base 1 to 1257 and encodes 418 amino acids. Gene Ontology annotation, cellular component: ESCRT-0 complex. The record is from RefSeq and is a predicted model, not a curated record. Gene Ontology annotation, biological process: protein transport to vacuole involved in ubiquitin-dependent protein catabolic process via the multivesicular body sorting pathway. NCBI's taxonomy places the organism in Eukaryota, Fungi, Ascomycota, Pichiomycetes, Serinales, Metschnikowiaceae. Gene Ontology annotation, molecular function: phosphatidylinositol binding; ubiquitin binding. The transcript has 2 exons.